CUCUUCCACGCUCCUCUCAUCUCUCUCUCUCUCUCUCUCUCUCUCUAGCUAAGACAAAGUUGCCAUUUUUGUUGAGCUCGAAGUGAUUCAGUCUCUCCGUAUUGUUCCUGGAGAAAAAAAUGGAGAGAAUCCUGAGAAUGUCGCUCGCUCUCUUCGCUCUCCUUGCGAUCCUACCCACGAACACGUCGCAGGAAGCCACCACCUCCGCCAAGUACCAGAUCGAAUGCACCACGUGCGCCGCGUGCGACAACCCUUGCGGCCAAGUCCCCUCCCCGCCUCCGCCGGCCGCCGCCAUUUCCAGCUUCCCGCCUCCACCCUCCCCGCCCCUGUCCCAGCCCGGUUACACAUACUCGUCCCCUCCGCCGCCGCCGCCCUACAAAGGGGGAAGCGGUGGCUCGAAUUACCCCCCGCCGAGCAGCGGCGGCGCGUACUACCCCCCGCCGAGCUACGGGAACUACCCGGCGCCGCCGCCCCCGAACCCGAUCCUGCCGUACUUCCCCUUUUACUACUAUAACCCACCACCGGCUGCCGUGUCCUCCAGUGCCAUCAAGCUAAGAGCUUGCGAUGCGAUCUGGGCAAUGUCGAUCGCUCUGCUUUUGGUUUGACCGUGACGAUUCAACUGGAGCGAGGAUGGGGAUAUUUGGAAUAAUGUCGGCAAAUUUGGCAGAUCAAGAGAUAGAUGACGAACACUUUUUUGGGGAAUCUUGAAUCUUCAAUG
Molecule: messenger RNA, 718 nt
Organism: Rhodamnia argentea
Lineage: Eukaryota; Viridiplantae; Streptophyta; Magnoliopsida; Myrtales; Myrtaceae
Product: leucine-rich repeat extensin-like protein 6
Exons: 1
Coding region: 120-605 (161 amino acids)
Source: RefSeq, a predicted model, not a curated record